Molecule: messenger RNA, 683 nt
Organism: Nasonia vitripennis (jewel wasp)
Lineage: Eukaryota; Metazoa; Arthropoda; Insecta; Hymenoptera; Pteromalidae
Product: reactive oxygen species modulator 1
Exons: 3
Coding region: 158-397 (79 amino acids)
Biological process (GO): protein import into mitochondrial matrix; protein insertion into mitochondrial inner membrane
Cellular component (GO): TIM23 mitochondrial import inner membrane translocase complex
Source: RefSeq, a predicted model, not a curated record
UCUUGUUUCUUUUCUCUCUCGCGCGUGCACAUGCAGCUCGUCUUCAAUAUGGCGACUCCCUCAUUCCAGUCGAAAAUACAGUGCAAAUAAAUUUCGCUCACGAGCUGAAAUAGUUCGAAAUUAAUUGGUUAAGAAGAAUACAUCACAAAACGUAACAAUGCCAGUCGUUCCCGGCGGAGCUUAUCAGCAGGGACCAACGUGUUUCGAUAGGAUGAAAAUGGGUUUCACGAUUGGUUUUUGCGUGGGAAUGGCUUCUGGCGCACUUUUCGGUGGAUUCACGGCACUAAGGCAUGGCCUGCGAGGGAGAGAAUUAGUGAACAACGUUGGCAAAGUUAUGGUACAAGGAGGAGGGACUUUUGGAACAUUUAUGGCGAUUGGAACUGGUAUUCGAUGCUAGUUAUACACAGAAGACAUUGUACAUAAUAAUAACUAUAGACUGUCUGGCAUUGUAAAACUCCAGCGUAUAUUGUUGUUUUUUUUAAAUAAAAUAAUUUUAAGAAGCAAGAGCAAGUGCACCUACCUUCUGAGGCAAUUACUGUAGUGUUGUCAAUGGGGUUAGUUUUCCCAGGAAUAUUUGUUCCAAAGCUUAAGUGUCGAAUUCUGUGAGUUAAGUUGAAUUGGGAUGAAGAGUAUGGUUGAACGUCAUGUACUAAGAUAAAAUACAUUUGAUUUUUUUUUUUGAG